AUGUGGCGCCGCCAGAAAAGAAUAGGCACUUCGUCUCCUCAGGAUCGCGUGAAACGCAGGUGCUUGGAUGAGCGAGUAUACUACAACUGCAUGCAGCAGCAACAGGAGGAACAGCAGCAAAAUCAACUGCUGGAGCAGCAACAGCUGGAGCAGGAACAGCAGCAGCAGCAGCUGCUGCAGGAACAGCUGCUGCAGCAACAGCUGAGGCAGCAACAACUGCGGCAGCAACAGCUGCGGCAGCAACAGCUGCAGCAGCAACAGCUACAGCAGCACCGGAAGCAGCAGCAACAGCUGCAGGAGCAACUGCUUCAGGAGCAACAGCAGCACGAGCAAAAGCUGCGGCAGCAGCAGCUGCAGCAGCAGCAUCUGCAGCAUCUGCAGCAGCAACAGUUCCAGCAGCACCGGCAGCAGCAGAAACAGCAGCAGAAGCAACAGCAGCAGCAGCAACGAACUCUAAUACAACAAGACACAGCACCGCAUGCAGCAGCUGCAUGCAGCAUGCAAUAUAAUUACCUCGAUGAGUUCAGGGGGAUAGAACUGAGGAGUGCUGCAGCGCCCACCACGCCCAGACUCUCAGCUCUGGCUUGCAGCUUAAGUGGCCCCGAGAGACAGACUUACACUCCCCCUCAAUCAGCGAGCGUCACAUCUGCGCGGUGA
Molecule: messenger RNA, 657 nt
Organism: Eimeria mitis
Lineage: Eukaryota; Apicomplexa; Conoidasida; Eucoccidiorida; Eimeriidae
Exons: 2
Coding region: 1-657 (218 amino acids)
Source: RefSeq, a predicted model, not a curated record